Durusdinium trenchii is the source of this 1074-nucleotide messenger RNA. NCBI's taxonomy places the organism in Eukaryota, Dinophyceae, Suessiales, Symbiodiniaceae. The record is from the annotation of a GenBank genome assembly.
AUGGAUGUCUUCGAGAUCAGCUUGAAUUUCAGUGAUUCUGUCCAUGGAGGGGACCGGCGAAAGAAGUCGCAACAAUGCCUUGCAGCGAUGUGUGGAUCGACUUCGGGCGCCUUCUCUCGCAGCAAGGCCCUCCUCGGGUCAAUCACGGAGAUCGAGAGGAGCAGAGUGGGUGAGCUGCAAAACCCAGAUCCAGAACAUUCGCUUGCGCCUCAUUGGCGCGUGCAGCAACGUGGAGUGAAAGCCACGGUGUCCAUCAUCAAGCAACUCAUUGAUGGUGUCGCUAACGAUACACAAAAGCUGUUGGUGGUCGAUUUGCUGCCCUCCAGGUUUGCUGAGUGGUCGCUGGCAUGCUGGGAGAUGCAGCAGGCCUACUUGUUGGAAGAGGACACUGUGGAUGUCAGGUUUAUGGGGGUCUACCACGAUGACAAUGCGAAGGAGCUCACCGCCUCUGUGGAUCUUUUGGCUGGCAAAGCUUUGGCUGGCUUCUGGGACAGGUGCGAGAAAGCUGGUCCCAAAAGUCGAUCCGCAAGCGGCUUUCACCAGGAGCUUCCAAGCUUGGAAUGCUUGUCAGUGGUGAAGUAUGCUGGGCAAGCAGGAUUGAAGGAGGCCAUGUCCAAGCUCGAUGACCAUGCAGAUUUGUCCACGGCCUUGAGAUCGCAUCAUUUGGGAACUGCCAGUCCUGCAGCUUCUACCUCUGCUUCAGCCCCAGAGAACCAGACUCGGACCUUGGCUUCGCCAGAGUGGGGCACCAAUCCGCCCAUCAACAUCCGCAGGAAACUGGCCUUGACUCCCUUGCCUACCAGUGGCUUUGAGAGUUCUACAGAGACCAUUGCCUCGGCUGACCUCGCACGGGUGCAAGGUGUCAAGAUUUGCGUUGGCAAGGACAAUUCGGUGUGGCUGCGCAAUGUGGGCAGCCGUGAAGUGGACAUCCCUGCCGGGGAACUGUUCGGAUUUAACACAGGAAGCUUUUCAGAGCACCUGCGCACCGUGGCAGACAUCUUUUGUGACGUGGCCAAGCAUCGAGGUGUCACUGAAGUAAGGGUGGUGGACCACAGCUUGAGACCACAGGCGUGA